Triticum aestivum (bread wheat) is the source of this 795-nucleotide messenger RNA. RefSeq names its product probable protein phosphatase 2C 37. NCBI's taxonomy places the organism in Eukaryota, Viridiplantae, Streptophyta, Magnoliopsida, Poales, Poaceae. Gene Ontology annotation, molecular function: protein serine/threonine phosphatase activity. Bases 150 to 587 code for a protein of 145 amino acids. The record is from RefSeq and is a predicted model, not a curated record. The transcript has 3 exons. Gene Ontology annotation, biological process: protein dephosphorylation.
GCACCAUAGGUGGGUCCACGGCCGUGGUGGCGCUCUUGGUCCUGGGCCGCAUCAUCGUGGCCAACUGCGGCGACUCCCGCGCCGUGCUCUGCCGCGCCGGCCGUGCUGUCCCGCUCUCCCAGGACCACAGGCUGGACCGACCGGAGGAGAUGGCGCGUGUCACGGCGGCGGGCGGCGUGGUGUUCAACUACGGCGGGGUGCUGCGCGUGCAGGGGAUCCUUGCCAAGACGCGCGCGCUAGGGCACAUGCUCCUCAAGCCUGAAGUGAUAUGUGAGCCAGAAAUUACCAUAACUGCGAGGUCGGAGGAUGAUGAUUUCAUGAUCCUUGCAAGCGAUGGAUUGUGGGAUGUGAUGUCAAACACGGUGGCCUGCAGAGAAACCUUGAAAUGCUUAGAAGAUAAGAGCACCAAUGCUGGCACAAUGGUAGGCCGCGAAGAAGAGGUUCGGUGUAUAUGCGCUACGUUCCACCUCACGGAUCUCGCCUUCCGUAUGCAUAGCCGAGAUGACAUAUGUGUGGUUGUGAUUGAUCUAAAGAUCAGGGGUUAUCUACAAAGAUCAGAUCACCAUCUCUACAAGUUACAAAUUUGACCUGAUAGGAAUUCAGCUCUAUGCAAUCAUGGCAAAGCAAAAGCUCUGUUGAUUGGGAUCUUAGCUCUCUAGCUAGUUGGUUGGUUUUAUUCAAUAAAAAGAGUCUGCAGAAUAACUGGUAAUAUGGAUGGAUAAAGAAUUUCCAUGGAUAGAAAAUAGUGUGGUUGUGUGGAAUAAAAAGAUAUUUGUAAAUCAAUGCAAGGAUGAU